UGAACAAUUUUAUCGAUUUGUUUUAAUUAGGACAAAUAUCUGCACACAAACUGCCUGGCAGCCCUAGCUAACAUGUCGUCACAGUUCACCAAUCUCCACCCCUACGUCGCCCAGAGGAUGGUCAGUUUAUUCUCACAGCUGAGUAAGAAGCACGCUAGAGUGGUGGAGCACAUCCGAGAUUCUGCCGUCACAGAAACAGAGCAAGACGAGGCCUCGGAGCAAAAUGCAAUGCAGGAUCUGGCCGUCCUAGAGGAGGUAUUGAGGAUGGUCCUGGAGAUCAUUAACUCCUGUCUCUGCUCCUCACUCCAUCACAACCCUCACCUGGUCUACUCCCUGCUGUACCAGAGGGAGCUGUUCAACUCCUUCAAGACCCACCCCACCUUCCAGGACAUCCUACAGAAUAUAGAUAUUGUGUUGUCCUACUUCUCAGCUCGUGUUGAGGAGCACAAGAAAGGAGGAAGCAUGUCCCCCACAGAGGUUCUGGAAAUCAUCAAGGAGGGCUCAGUACAGUUCAGGAGGGACAAACUCAAGAAAUUCCCUGAUCUGAAGUUUAAAUACGUAGAGGAGGAAUCGCCGGAGGAAUUUUUUAUCCCCUACGUGUGGUCCCUGGUGUAUCACUCCUCUAAUAUGUACUUCAACGCUUCACGGAUCUUACUGUUCUCCCUCUCAGCGUCCUGAUGAACUGAACCAACGUAUGAACUGAACCAGUGAAAGUGUGAACAGAACAAAUAGAAUUGAUCAUCUGAAAUAAUGAGCCAGAAAUAUGAUAUGAAACUUUGAGAAAAAGAAUUGAUCAUCUGAAAAUUUGAUGAAACAUAAUGAGUCAGAAAUAUGAACCUGUGAACCACAGAGAAUGUGAACAGAACAAAAGAGAACUGUUCUUGUACUAUCUUGAACCAGUCAUGAUCUUGGACUGUUUUGAACCAGUCAUGAAAUAUGCUGUUUUCAUGUUCAUAGUUUGUGAAUCAGUCACCGUUCUCAUUUCAUGCUCUGAGAAUCAAUCAAGAAAUGAACUAAGUAUGAACUGAUGUGUUCUACUGCACUUGUGAACAUGAACAGAUCUGAUAGAACUGACUUGAUCUGUGUUGAGCAAUAU
Messenger RNA from Saccostrea cuccullata (small rock oyster), 1096 nucleotides. RefSeq names its product dymeclin-like. The record is from RefSeq and is a predicted model, not a curated record. Gene Ontology annotation, cellular component: Golgi apparatus. Bases 73 to 678 code for a protein of 201 amino acids. The transcript has 5 exons. NCBI's taxonomy places the organism in Eukaryota, Metazoa, Mollusca, Bivalvia, Ostreida, Ostreidae. Gene Ontology annotation, biological process: Golgi organization.